Molecule: messenger RNA, 2017 nt
Organism: Gekko japonicus
Lineage: Eukaryota; Metazoa; Chordata; Lepidosauria; Squamata; Gekkonidae
Product: toll-like receptor 1
Biological process (GO): immune response; inflammatory response; cellular response to bacterial lipopeptide
Cellular component (GO): membrane
Molecular function (GO): lipopeptide binding; transmembrane signaling receptor activity; Toll-like receptor 2 binding
Source: RefSeq, a predicted model, not a curated record
CAACGUGUUACAGACCCUUUCCUGUCAUGCUGUUCUACGUCUCCGGCAUCUGGAUCUCACUUACAAUAACUAUACAGACAUGCCCAUCUGCUCCAAGAUUGACAUGCCAGAACUGCAGUAUCUUCGUCUCAGUCCUAAAAGGAUACGGGGAUCAGAUUUCAGCGCACUUACUGAUUUACAACUGGAUACUCUUUUCCUGAAUCUAGAAGACCUCUCUGAAUACAGAGCUGCGAGUAUCCCAGCGUUCAACACAAAGACCAUUCAGAUUGUAUCCCCCCGCAGAGAUUUCCAUAUUCUCGCAGACGUAGAACUCAGCGCGACAGAAAGUUUAGAACUGUUCAACAUCCAUGGCAAGCAAGUCAAUGAGUUAAGGAGGUUCCUCAGUAGAAGCGGAAGAUUACUAAACCUGACAUUGAACAAUAUGCAGUGCUCCUGGGAAGACUUCAUCAGCAUUCUACAGGCCGCAUGGGAAACGACCGUGGAACAUUUAGUGAUCUCUAAUGCCGCUUGGAUGGAUGCAACUGAUAAAAACAAUUUUGACUAUACCAAAACAUCUCUAAAAACAUUAGAAAUUAAAGAGACUAUAAUCCUUACCAUUGAAGCUGAUCCAAAAUACAUGUAUAGGAUAUUUUCGGAGAUGAACAUCACAGCCAUGACCAUUUCUGGUGCCAAGCUGAUACACAUGCUGUGCCCUUCCAAACCCAGUCAUUUUACCUACCUAUGUUUUUCUUAUAAUAUUUUAACAGAUUCAGUUUUCGAAAGCUGCAAUAAUCUGACACUCCUCGAAACACUUAUUCUAUCAGGGAAUCGGCUUACGAAUCUAAUGAAAAUGAGUUUAAUGACCCGUCACAUGAAGUCUCUGAAAUAUCUGGACAUGAGCCAGAAUUUAUUGCAACACGAAGUCCAUGAGAAAGGGUGCCACUGGGGUGAAAAUCUGGUGGAACUGAAUUUGUCAUCCAACCUGUUGUCCGAUUCCGUCUUUCACUGUUUGCCAGUCAACAUCCAAAAGCUUGAUCUACAGAACAACCAAAUUUCAAGUAUCCCCAGCAUGAUCGUUGAGCUCAGAGCUCUGGAAGAGCUGAAUUUGGCUUCUAAUAGGCUGACUGAUCUGCCUGGGUGUGGUCAGUUUAGGAGUCUGAGAUCACUGAAUACAGAAAUGAAUUCAAUAGUCACACCCUCUUCCCAAUUCUACCAUACCUGUCAGAGCAUCAGAGAAGUAAAAGCAGAGCACAAUCCCUUCAUGUGUUCCUGUGAAAUACGAGAAUUAAUUGAUCUUAGAAAACAAGGAUUGGUGGUAUUGGUUGGCUGGCCCGAGUCUUAUCGGUGCGAAUACCCAGAAGAUGUACGAGGAACCCAGUUACAGGAUUUUCAUGUCUCUGAACUUGUCUGCAACACGACACUUUUGGUUACUUUAGUUCUCUUUAUUACAGUGGUCUUUGCAGCUAUCAUUUCCUUCCUGUGCAUCUAUCUGGACAUCCCUUGGUAUUUGAAGAUGAUGUGGCAGUGGACUCAAGUGAAACACAGGAUUUGGAAAAAUAACCCCGAAGACGUUCUUGAUAAUAUAGAAUUCCAUGCGUUUAUCUCGUAUAGUGAGCGUGAUUCUGACUGGGUGAAGAAUGUCUUGAUUCCAAACUUGGAGAAGGAGGAUGGCUCCGUACAGAUCUGCCAGCACGAAAGGAACUUCAUUGCCGGCAAGAGCAUUGUUGAGAAUAUCAUCGACUGCAUUGAGAAAAGUUACCGAUCCAUCUUUGUGUUGUCUCCCAAUUUUGUGCAGAGUGAAUGGUGUCAUUACGAGCUCUACUUUGCCCAUCACAAGCUAUUCCAAGAAAAAAACAACAGUUUAAUCCUCCUCUUGCUGGAACCAAUCCCACCCUACAUCAUUCCUGCAAAAUAUUACAAACUAAAAGCUCUCAUGGCGAAGAGGACCUACUUGGAAUGGCCCAAGGAGAAGAGCAAGCAGGGACUUUUCUGGGCGAAUCUUAGGGCAGCUAUUCAUGUUAAGCUUCCAGAGAAAUGA